This is a messenger RNA of Exophiala bonariae, 8247 nucleotides long. RefSeq lists its product as uncharacterized. Gene Ontology annotation, cellular component: cytoplasm; nucleus. The transcript has 2 exons. The record is from RefSeq and is a predicted model, not a curated record. Gene Ontology annotation, molecular function: cysteine-type deubiquitinase activity; K63-linked polyubiquitin modification-dependent protein binding. Gene Ontology annotation, biological process: protein deubiquitination involved in ubiquitin-dependent protein catabolic process. Bases 1 to 8247 code for a protein of 2748 amino acids. NCBI's taxonomy places the organism in Eukaryota, Fungi, Ascomycota, Eurotiomycetes, Chaetothyriales, Herpotrichiellaceae.
AUGGUUUGGGAGAGGUCCAAGGGUGCUUUUGAGUACUCGCUCUCGCGAUACACUCCUCCUAUCACGACCAGAAAGCAAUUAUCACCCACCAAUUUGCCUGAUCCUGAUGAUAUGGGAAAAUCUGAUGACCAACUCACCUCGCUCGCACUUGUUGAGCUGUGGAUAGAGGAGAAUCUUGAUACCUGGGUGAGUAUGAGACUCUCACGUCCCUAUGCCUCUCGUAUGCUGCAUCGGUUUCUGCUCGCAUACCAUCAGGCCGCCAAGAAAGUGUAUCAGGGUCACCCGGAACGCAUGUCCCAUAUGUUUCUCGCGAUUUUCGAGCUUUGGGUUGCCAUCGAUCGCAUCUCCACUAACCUACAUCCACUGCUAUUGGAUCACUCGCCCGAAGUCCCCCUGGGUGUGUUAGAGUCUCUACUGCUCGACAAGCGAGCGGCGCUGGAGCGCCUGGCUCGAGUUGAGCUGCACAUCGCGACAUGUCGACAAUCAAACCAUACCCAGCCGCAGUCCAUGUUCAGUGACCCUUCUGAACAAUCCUUUGGCGUCAGAUUUUACAAUCAAUCCGAGCCAAUGCAGUACUUGAGAGCGAAAAUCGAAGCAGAUGCUCAGCAAGUCAGAGACAGCAAGUCGCUUGAGUGGCAGGAAAAGAAGACACACUUUGAAGACCUCAUGAAGAGAGUCAAUCGUAUGGAUUGUGGAACAUGGACGCCACGCGACACGGAUCGAAACGGCAACCCGUACGUCGGACAAACUCGACACGACAAGAAAUGCCGCAAGUGCAAGCUCAGGAAAGAAGCAAAUGCAAUCGAAAUUGCAAAGCAUGAGUGGCCAUUGCCGGAGGAUGAGGUGCAGUGUAAAGCUGCGGUAUUCGAGCUUCAAGCCCCAGAAGCCAUACUUACCUGGAGAGAUGCAACCUGGUUCGUUGUGCACACCCUGGGGAGGGCUGAUUUUGAAGGGCCAACAUCCCAACAAAGCCUGCUGUCCUAUCCACCGCUGGUCAAGUAUGUACAGAACAAUGACCGUCGAAUCACCCUCGCCUCACGUGUCAAACCUAUGAUCAAAACUCACUUCCUCAAGAGUGGAUUGUUCAUCGACAGAAUAUUCGUCAACAAUGGCCUAAUUUUGGCAUUCAAGGAUACCGCUCGCGGACGAGAGCGCGUUUGGACUGCGCAGCAAGACCACAGUGCGAUUUCCCUCAGCCGGGACUGUCAGUCACGGCUCUUGAGCACCGAGCCAAAGCACUUGGUUCGACAAGUGAAUGCGACAAGUCAUACACAUAAUUCUGUCCUUGCAAUGCAGUCGAAGUGUCCUCCUGAAAUGAGCCCGCAUGAACAUGUGCUCUUCGGAUCUCUAAGAUCUGGUGAGAGACUUCAGCUCAUCAACAUCUUAGCAAUGGUGAUGUCCUCAGAAGCGGAUAUCAACUCGGUGUCAACAGCUGUGCUUGCCACUCAUGCAAUUUGGCAUGUGGGAAAGCGAGAUCUUCAACGUCUAUCUGGGUAUUUGCGCGAGAGCCAGCUCGAUCUUCUCAACGAAAGCUUUUGUGACGCUCUUCUCUCUGCUGUGGAUGCUAGAUUUUCCUCAAUAGAAGCAAAUUGGAAAGAAGCAACCCAACCGCAGCAGGGGUACUUCUACUUGGUCCUCCGGAUUCGACAUGCUGCCCUGAAUUGGAUUCGCCGAUUAGCUAAGCUUUACAGUAACAGAAGAACUGCGUCUGCCGGGAGCGAAAAUCUGAAGGAGCUUUCUCGCCAGAUUACAAGCUCCGGACUGCUUGCACGGCGUACAUUCCACCUGGAUGCUUACCGUCAGCAAUUGGAGUUUUCAAAGAUUGGCACAGUGGCAGAUUAUGUGGAAGCAUCCAUCCAUCUCCACGACCACCAAGAUCAAGCCACUAAAGACGACGACCCCAAGCGGCAGGGCGAGUUGCUGAACGAUGCUUACCACUCCAGGAAUUCCGAAGCCUAUCUCCUGCUCGCUUUACAGGCUAGUGGCCAAGGAAUUAGUGACGGGAUCAAACGUUUCUGGCUGGGGGCAUCAUUCACAGACGCGUGGCAAAUUGUUGACGACCACAAUAAGUCUUGGAUCAAAAACUGGUCAAAAAGCAAGAUUGUGCAUUACAAUCUUGUCACUGGAAGCCUCCUUGUCUCGGGGAGAUCGCUUUCUCGACUCCCGCCUGGCUAUACGGAUGACUUGUUGUAUCGUUCUAUCUUCGCCGACCUUGACCUCGAAGUCUUCGCGUCAGAUGUGGAUGAUAUGGAGUACAUGUCACGUGUCGAGUAUGAAGGCCAUCAAAUCUACUUCGGAAAGAGAGACAACAAUUUAUUGAUCCGUUCGCGUCGUGGUGACGAGACUUUUGAAGCGAUAUCCAGGGACAUCUUUGAUGAGGAUCUGCCGCAGCCUGUUUUCAGGAACACAUCCCCUUGGAUGUCUCUGGAGACUGGAAACGUCUUCUUUCGCCGCCACAACAGCCCUUGGAUAUCUCAUGACGAUGAUUGGAUGUUGUCUCUGGAUAUCGAAUCAAGGCGUUCGAUUUCUUUGUAUUCCAAUAUUGGCUAUCUGGUGGACAGCAGCAGCGUUGUUGGCCAAAAUAUUUGUCAUAUUUUCGAACCAUUCGAAGAUCCACAACACAUCGUGAUUUUCAAAUCGAAUGAUGCGAUAACCACCGUUCAAAUCACACUGCCACGCUAUCACCUAAACUUUCUCUUGCAACUUAAUGGCGAUAUCAAGUGCAAGGAGCUUUCUGCGAUCGUCGACCGCAGUCAGUCCAUCGGAACCUUUCAUGGGUUGAAGAAUAAGCUUGUUCUCAGAGCGGCCAAUACCAUCUCAGCAAGAACUGUACGGACUGUCCUCAUACCGAAUGGCAAUGUGACAGUAUCUGCAGUACCGCCUCAUGUCGAAGUGCGCAUACAGUUGAACAAAGAUGGUAAGUUGACAUUCUCGCAAUAUCGACUUGAUGGUCGCCUGGGUCAGCUUGUUAGCGACGACUUGGAAGGCCAUCUCUUGAAGACCUACCUACAUGCUAUCACAAGUUUUCCAGAGCCGGACUCCUUCACUUCUCGUACUGGUACGGAAGAAGCCUUGUUCGGUCUCUCAGAUCCCGUCACACGCACCACAGUGCCACUAUCUGCCAGAGCUCAGAAGCUCCUUGGUCUUCUCGCAGGACUCUCAUCUGAGCUCAGUUUCUACCCCAAAGGCCUGCGGAUGAUGCACACAAUCACGCUCAAGGAAAAUUUACCAGUGCUUGCACAGCGAGAUAUCUUCUUCGGCACUGUGCUUAGCAUCAUUUCACACAAUUCCAAUGCAAGCUUCCUGUUCGAGGAAAAGACCUCGGCCAUCAAUCGUCCUAUUUAUCCCGGAGAUACAUAUCUACUCGAGAGGUCUCAUUGGCGCUCUUCAAAGCUCUUUGCCAACGAAUCUGUAGUGGAUGAUAUCUCACUGCCGGAAGAUCUACACUACAAGUCGCGUGAUUUAGUGCUAAGUCCGGCCCAAGAGCAGGCCUUCGCAAUGGCGAGCCUUGUAACUUCUGGAAAAUCAAACUUUAUUGUGGAUCCAGAAAUCAAGUCGCUCUUGAAGGGUUGGGAAACAAUUUCUGGCUUCCACCAGGAGUUUUCCAUCCUUUCAAUUGCUCAACUGUUGGACGAGCCGCUGAAAGACCACUGGGCGCCACUGCUCAGCUGGUGCAGAAAAUCCCCUUCCAAAUCUAGCCUCUGCUUUCUCUUCUCUCUGAUGACUUAUGGAGAUAGCGAUAGAAGUCCACAACUUCAGACCUUGCUAGCCUUCGCCGGUUCAGCUCGCCUUCAAGGUCUUCCAGUCCCUUACAAUGAUUUCUACGACUUCAGAGAUGGUUACUCAGUAAAUCAACGCGACAUCAAAACGAUUCUUUCAGAAUGUGAGAGACCAUACACUUCUGCCUCUGAAGAUGAAGAGGAAACGGACUCUGAAGAGGACUCUGAAGCGGAAUCUGAAGGACAAAUCCGCUAUGACGAGGAAACUGCAGCUCAAAGCAGGCAAUUUAUGGAAGCUGUGGAAGCUUCUUGGCCCGGGUCACACGUUGAACUACCUCGUAAACGCAAUUUGAGUCAUUACAAUUAUGGCGACCUCAAAGCCCUGCUAAAUGGCAGGUUUGCCGCCUGGUACCAGAACUACGAGUUCCUGUCGCUUUGUGACAAAUAUGAACAGAGUUUGAGAAGUCGCAAACACUCGUGGACUGCUCCCGAGAUUCCUCCCAUCAUUAUUUAUCAUACCUCAGCUCAGCGCGAUCGUAUUCCAUGUCCUACACGGCCAUCGAUCCUCGCCAUCAUGAAAACUGUCGAUGUGACGGAGGCCGAUUUUUGUGAGACCCGCCCUAGCAUGCUUGAUCACAACCUUGCGAACGUCAUUACAGCUAGACAGAAGAUUGAAUUGCUGAAUGCCAACGAAACUCGAGUUGCUUUGGAAGGUGUAGAAGAAAUUAUUGAAGAGCUGGAAGCUGAUGCGACUCCGACCGUUCGAGAAUAUGGGAGGUUCAUUAACAAGAGCCUUCAAGCGCUAAAUGCAGCCGCAGCCGCCACGGAUCAUAUUAGACACCCAACCCAGAUCUUCUUACGAGAGAAAGCUACUGUUGUACAGACUCGGAUCGACUACAUUCUUCGCCAGUGUCGAGUCCUCCUCGGUCCACAGCUUCCUUCCGAGCGUGCACUUGGGGGAGCUCGCCUUUGGCCGUCGGUCUCGGAUAUGGCUUUGCUCCAACUUCUGUCGGCUGAGAAUCGGUCGCAGCUCCCAAUUCCGUGGAAAAAGGUCAUCCUCCGCUUCGCAGAAGAAAUUACAGCCCUGCAGCGUGUGGAACGUAUGCAGAAAUAUCUGGCAGCUGACGAUAAAUUUGCUCUUUCCAAAGAAUUGGCAAACCCAGCCCACGCUGGGUGGUCAACUGAAGAUUGGCCGGACUGGCUUCUGCUUGAAAUUCAAAAUCAAAUCCUGAUCCGUCCUGAGCAGAUCCACAUCGCACUUGAGAUUAUCGAACCGAAAUCUGGAGUUGUGCUUGCAGAUAUGGGUAUUGGCAAGAGCUCAACCAUCCUGCCAAUGGUGGUGACAGCCCUCGCAACUGGCUCAUCGCUUGUCCGGGUCAUUGUCUUGAAGCCCCUUGCGAACGAAAUGCUUCGAAUUCUGUCGCGAUCUCUGGCUGGACUCGUUGGCCGAGCAGUGUAUUAUCUUCCCAUUUCGCGACAAACAAAUCUCACUGGGAAGAACCUGGAAAAGCUUCAGGGUAUAUACGAAACUUGCAUCGAAAAUGCUGGCGUUCUUGUCAGCCUUCCAGAACACUUGAACUCGUUUCGCCUCUUAUGUAAUGACAAGCUUCACGCUGAUGCGGACCUUGCACAGCAGCUUUUUGGCAUCCAAGACUUCGUUGAUCGAAAUGCUCGAGAUGUCAUAGAUGAGUCCGACCAGGUGCUUGAGCCUGGCUACGAAUUAGUGUACACAACAGGAGAAUCGAGCCUGCUCUCGAAGUCACCAGAACGAUGGGUCGUUGCUCUUGAGAUGCUCGAACUGGUCCGGCGAAACGUCGGUACAUCAUUAGCAAAUACACCCUCGGGUCUAGAGGUUGAGCGACGGGCGACCGGUUCCUUCGAUCAUAUCCGAGUUCUUAACGAAGAAGGCGCUCAGACGUUAAUGACAUCUCUAGUCGAUUCGAUACUGGAAGGCGGGUUGCCUAGUGUUCCGUUGGGCCACUGCAAUGCGGAAGUCUUGCAGGCGCUUCGAUCAUUCAUCCAUGAUGCAGACCUUGAACCCGAAGCUUUUCAAUUGGUCUCGGACCAUUUCGAAGGAUCUGAGCAAUUGGAUAUCUUGUAUGUGGUCCGUGGCCUCAUCUCGUACCAGAUCCUGACACAUGCACUGCGCAAGAGAUGGAUGGUGAAUUAUGGUCUUGACCGAACUCGAGCUGGGGGCCCUGGUGGUUGCCUGGCUGCAGUUCCCUAUCGCGCAAAAGCAAUACCGUCACAAUCCUCCGAAUUCGCACAGCCAGAAACGAUGAUCAUCCUGACAACGUUGUCAUAUUACUACACUGGUCUGCUAUACCAGGAGCUUCGGCAGUGCAUACUCAUGCUGUUGAGAUUACCAGAUCCCUCUGAGGAGUUCUCUAAAUGGGUGAUGAACUCGAGAUUACCAGCUACAUAUCGAAAGGCGAUACCGAUCAAUCUUGAUGAUGCAUUGUGUUUGGAUACCCUGUACCAACAUUUUCGGCUCAACAAAGCUGCCAUUGAUUUCUUCCUCAAGUUGAAGGUGUUUCCGAAAGAAGCAAGAGAAUUCAAAUGGAAACUUUCGACUUCGGCAUGGGACCUUUGUGCCACCGAUAACGGUAGAGUUACCACUGGAUUCUCUGGGACGUGCGACAGUCGAAUCCCAUCCACAAUCAAGCAAAAGGAUCUACAGAGCCUCCGACACAGCACAGCAUCUACUCUAGCAACCAUCCUGCGGUACGACAACCGUCAGUACAUUUGUGCCGCGUCUUCGCACGGACAACGUCUCUCGACUGAUGAGAUGAUUGAUCUGAUCGUUGGUCAGGUGAAGGAGCGUUCAGUGAUAAUCGAUGUUGGUGCUCAAUUCUUGGAAGACAACAAAGAAAUUGCAGCGAAGUGGCUGAACAAAUGCAACAAGAACAAACUGGCAGCCAUUUUUUUCAAUGAUAGGGACGAGAAAAUGGUUCUGAAUCACGACGGCAGUACCGAGAAGUUCAACUCUUCCAUUUUCAAGGAUGAAAUUGGAUCUUGUGUCAUUUACCUCGAUGAGUUCCACACUCGUGGUACAGACUUCCAGUUGCCCGACUCGUUUGCAGCAGCCGUCUUGCUAGGCCCUCGAAUCCCGAAAGACAAUCUGGUACAAGCUUGCAUGCGCAUGCGGAAGCUUGCGGCGACGCAGUCUGUCGUCUUCAUUGCGCCUCCCGAAGUCGACCAGAGCAUUCGAGCUGUAAAGGAGACCACGCUGGAAGAUCUGAGCAGCCUUCAUGUCAUCCGAUGGGCAAUUCAUCAGUCCUGUUUGGUCCUACAACAUCAAGACGCACUGUGUACGACGAAAGGUAUUGUUCAUAGCCGCCACAGACUAGCUGUGGCCCGUCAUGUGCAACAUACCGGACUGGUAGUAAAUGUCAAGACUUAUCUGCAGCAAAUCCGCGAACAAGAAAGUCGCCCGGUUUUUGAAAUGUAUCGUCCGGACCAGAGCCACGGAAAGGAACUUCCUUUUCUACCUUCCGAGAAGGAGCGAGAGGACGAAAUCAUGGCGAACCUCUUGAUUGACUGGCAUCGAAUCGACACUGCAGGCUUCGAGGACAAUGACUUUUCCGAAGAGCAAGAAAGAGAAGUGCUUCACGAAGUCGAGCAGGAAAGAGAAGUGGAACGCCCCAGGGAAGUCGUACCGGCAGUCCCUGCCGAGUGCAAGGCAUUGCUAAACCUCAUCCGGGAUGGCACAAUACCAAGCGGCAGUUUGGAUGGCAUUGUUCCGGCUUUCGACCUUCUCAAAACAACGAAGCUUGCGGCCAAAUACUCACAAGCUUCGUGGCCUAUGCAGAUUCUUGCCACAACAGAUUUCAUUCACACAAUCGCAUCUCGAGGAGAAAGUGCACAGGAUGACUUUCUGAGGCCUGUAACAUGGGUAUUGCAUGCCAAACGCAUCAAGCAGCCCAUAAUUAUCUCUCCACACGAAGCCAACCUCUUCAUGGAAUCCAUUCGUGAGUCGAAGCGCGCUUCUCUGUUUCUUUACCAAGCGAGGGUUUCCAAAUCUAUGGUCUCAUUCGACAAGUUAAAUGUUUACAAGAUACCAGAACAUGAACACGGUGUCACCAUCACACCUGAACAGUCAGCCAUUCUUAACUUGUUCGCCGGUCAACUAUACUUUAACAAUUUCGAGGAGUACAAAGUCCUCUGCAUGUUGAUCGGGCUUUGGGACGGUGAGCGAGAGUUGCCGAAUCGACGUAACGUCGCCAGUGACAAUUGGGUCUCACCAGCUUGCCGCAAAGCAAAUGGAUGGACCGAAUGCACGUUCAAAUCAAGCCCAAUACAGACCAUCAAGGCAUUCAUCAACAUGAGACGGUUAGGAAUCGAGUGGUCCCAUACACAUAUGGGACGCAUCUUGGCUGGCAGACUCUUGAACCCGAAGGAUUUCGAAGAUGAAGACAACGUGCCUGCAGAAGGAUUAGACAACUUGGUUUCUGAGGAGAAUCAUUUUAAGAAUGAUCAGGUGCCUGUUGCGGCGUUGCAAAGCCUGAAGCUGACAGAAGAGGAGUGA